AUGGAUACUUUAACAACCAUAGAUUUUAACCAGCACGUUAUUGUACGGUUGCCGUCAAAGAAUUAUAAAGUAGUAGAAUUGAAGCCUAACACCUCUAUAUCAUUGGGAAAAUUUGGCGCUUUCGAAGUAAACGACAUAAUUGGCUAUCCAUUCGGUUUGACUUUUGAAAUAUAUUAUGAUAAUGAAGAGACUUCAUCCGAUGACAGUAAAGAUUCCAAACAAAAGAAUAAAAUUCCUAUCGGGAAAGUCAAGUUAUUAUCCCAGGAGAUUAAAGAUGACAAUAAUGAUAAAAGUGAUGGUCAAAGCGAAAUUCCGUUAGCUAUCAAAAAAAUUCCUACUUCUGUUGAAUUAUCUAGCGUUGACAGCAGUGCUACGAAUCAGAAUUUGGUGAAUAUGGGAAGCAAAGCUCAAGAGUUGACCAUUGAAGAAAUCGAAAAAAUGAAACAAGAAUCGUUAUCUAGCAAAGAAAUAAUUGAUAAAAUCAUUAAGUCUCAUAAAAGUUUCCAUAACAAAACUGCAUAUUCUCAAGAAAAAUAUGUCAAUCGGAAGAAACAAAAGUUUGCAAAGUACUUCACUGUUGAAUAUUUGAGUAGCUCUAACCUCUUACAGUUCUUAAUUGAUAAAGGCGAUAUACAAAGAGUAUUGGACAUGUCUCAAGAAUCAAUGGGGAUGUUGUUAAAUCUUGCAAAUAUUCAGCCCAAUGGGAACUAUCUCUGUAUGGAUGAAACGGGCGGUUUAUUAGUAUACUUUCUGUUGGAAAGAAUGUUUGGCGGCGAUAAUGAAAGCAAAUCGAACGGCAAAGUCAUUGUUAUUCAUGAAAAUGAGCAUGCCAACUUGGAUCUAUUGAAAUUUGCUAAUUAUUCUGAAAAGUUCAUCAAAGAGCAUGUGCACACCGUUUCUCUAUUAGAUUUUUUCGAGCCACCUACGCUAGAGGAGAUUCAAGAAAGAUUUACACCGUUACCUAAGGAAGAGGCUCGUGCAUUAAAAGGUGGCAAGAAAAACUCAUAUUACCGGAGACUGAGGUGGUAUAAUACACAAUUGCAGGUUCUAGAAUUAACAGGAAACUUUCUAUAUGAUGGUCUUGUAGUGGCAACUACACUACAUUUGCCAACAGUGGUACCGAAGCUGGCUGAAAAGGUUCAUGGUUCAAGACCAAUUGUAUGUUAUGGUCAAUUCAAAGAAACUUUGCUAGAAUUGGCGCAUACUUUGUAUUCAGAUCUAAGGUUUUUAGCACCCUCCAUUUUGGAGACCAGAUGUAGACCUUACCAAAGUGUUAGAGGAAAGCUUCAUCCUCUGAUGACCAUGAAAGGUGGCGGUGGCUAUCUAAUGUGGUGCCACAGAGUUAUACCUGCCCCUGAACCUGCAUUGGAAACGGUGACCGAAGUCGAAUCUAGUGACACAGUUAUUGAGCACGAUGCUAAGAAACAAAAAAUAUAG
Molecule: messenger RNA, 1437 nt
Organism: Saccharomyces mikatae IFO 1815
Lineage: Eukaryota; Fungi; Ascomycota; Saccharomycetes; Saccharomycetales; Saccharomycetaceae
Gene: GCD10
Product: tRNA 1-methyladenosine methyltransferase subunit GCD10
Exons: 1
Coding region: 1-1437 (478 amino acids)
Biological process (GO): tRNA methylation
Cellular component (GO): nucleus; tRNA (m1A) methyltransferase complex
Source: RefSeq, a predicted model, not a curated record